CUCUACGCAGUAGGGGCCUGUGAAGUGGGAAACUUCCUUCUAGCAUUUUCAUACACAUCAUGUGCAUGCGGCGCGCAAAUUCACUACCAGUGUCCCCUGUUCACCCUUCCACACGAGCAUCAUCUCCAGUUACCGCACUGGCGCAAUGUCUGAAAAAAAUACACUCAAGAUUAUUCGUCCUCGCAACAAAGGAAAGCGUCUCGCUCCCGGCUCAUCUUCGCAAACAUCACGUCCCUUGACCCCUUCGGAGUCCCCUGUUCCGCAUGUCACUGGUCCCGAGAUAUCCUCUGAUCAUGACAACACCCACCGCGAUCAGUUCAGAGUGCCGGCAGGGCCUUCUUGUCUCGAGCCUGCAGUAGCUGCUCAGACUGUACAGGCUUCCGGCGGUCACCGCAGCGAUCCAAGGGAACCAGCGUCUUCCACGGGCCGCAGAUCGAGGAAGAUCGGCCGAAAAUUUACUCCAAAUCGUAGCAAGCCUAGCACUCCCGAUCUUGUUGAACAGUCGAGACCAUCCACACCCUCCCUCCGACCAUCCGCUGAUGAUACAGUGCUUCCUUCAUCUCCUCUCACCCCUACCGGAAAUAUUGAUGACCUUCUUGAGGCAUCUGGGAUGCAUGCCACGCCCCGCAGCCACCCGAACGUUCACGCACAGUUGGACUCUUAGGGAGUGAUCGAAAAAACGUAAUCAUUGGCGCGAUAACGCUGGUUCUGCAAACUGCAGCCGAGGCUCUUAAGUUGGCCCCGGUUCCGGGUCUUGACGCAAUUCCGAGUUUACUUCUAACGUGGCUUCAGGUUUACGAGACUGUUGGUGGGAACGAUGAUGA
Molecule: messenger RNA, 824 nt
Organism: Cantharellus anzutake
Lineage: Eukaryota; Fungi; Basidiomycota; Agaricomycetes; Cantharellales; Hydnaceae
Exons: 4
Coding region: 146-664 (172 amino acids)
Source: RefSeq, a predicted model, not a curated record